Olea europaea var. sylvestris is the source of this 1219-nucleotide messenger RNA. RefSeq lists its product as uncharacterized. The transcript has 2 exons. The record is from RefSeq and is a predicted model, not a curated record. NCBI's taxonomy places the organism in Eukaryota, Viridiplantae, Streptophyta, Magnoliopsida, Lamiales, Oleaceae. Bases 124 to 1077 code for a protein of 317 amino acids. Gene Ontology annotation, cellular component: chloroplast.
UGUAUUCUAUCCUUGCAGGUUUUUUGAGGCUCAAAUUGUUCCAUGUGCUAUUUCCUUAUCUGGAUUGCUGUGUAAAUUUCUUCACAGAAAAGGCCCUCGUUUUUGACUUUUUAACUGAUCAAAAUGGAUUCCAAAUUCCUACAAAUUCAUCACCAAACCAUCAAAAUUUCUGACUCUAAAUUUCACUUCCUAAAACCCAAAACCCUGCCUGAAUCAAGAAUUUCAUUCUCAUCUUUAUCCCUGAAAUGUUCCCUAUCUUCCACAAAUCCUCCAACAACAAAAGAAGAAGCUAUUCUCCAAGUAAAAACUUCGCUUUCAUCCACCUUGGAGAAGCCUCUCAACAACCCAAGACUUGCCGGAAAGAUCAAGAAAGUAAAGCAGCCCAGAUUACGGGUUGAAAUUCCGGUCAUUGAUGACUCUCCGGCUUCGCUCACACAGCUUGCUCUUGAAGUGUUUGGUGAAAUGCCCAUUAGAAGAAAAGGCUCAAAGAUCAAGAUUCUUAUCAUAUGGCCAACCCAAAGCCUAACUCAAGCUGCUGCUGUGGCCUUUGAGUCUCAAUCUUCAAACCUUCUUACCGAAAACGUUCUUAUAUCAUCAGUCCUCGAGGAGGAUCCCAGAGUUCUGAAUUCUGCUGAUGUGGUUGUGUUUUUGUCCCCCGAGUCUUCACAAUUAUCAAUCAUGAAGACAGUUACUGACAGUAUUUAUCCAAAGCCGGUAAUAAUUUUCAAUCCUAAAUGGGGUUUUGAAGAGGAGAGUGAUUUUGGUGAACUAAGUGGUUUUGUAUGUACUUUUGAGGUUGUUUAUUCAUUUAUGGGGUUGGAGGUUAAAGGGAUUUUGAGCAAGAGAAAAGGUGUGAUUUUCAAAUGUGUGAAAGAUGGGAUCUUGAGUGGUGAGAAAUGGAAUGUUUUGGUUGAAGAAGAAGAAGAAUUGAAGGUGGUUUCAACCUUUAAAGCGCGGCCAUCAAUCAUUGAAGUCGAGAAUGUUCUUUACAAUUUAAUGGCUAUCAAUUCUCCCAUUACAAAGUCUGCUAAGUUCUUGAAGGAAUUAUUGUCCAAUGUGACAGGGAGGAAAAAGUGAAGAGCCUGAAUCAAUUGUCUCUAAGAUGCUCUUAUAUGGCAUCCCUUGAUGAAUCUGUCCGAGAAGUUGACAUACUUGGUCCAUAGAGGCCGUAGUUGUGAAAAGGCUAUAUCUAGCCAUGGUUUUGCUCGACCAUUGAAGU